Mizuhopecten yessoensis (Yesso scallop) is the source of this 732-nucleotide messenger RNA. Its product is annotated as protein NYNRIN-like. Bases 1 to 732 code for a protein of 243 amino acids. Gene Ontology annotation, molecular function: nucleic acid binding. The record is from RefSeq and is a predicted model, not a curated record. Gene Ontology annotation, biological process: DNA integration. The transcript has a single exon. NCBI's taxonomy places the organism in Eukaryota, Metazoa, Mollusca, Bivalvia, Pectinida, Pectinidae.
AUGUCUGAGGGGGAAAGUCAGCAAAUAUUUACCAACUGGUUAGAUUCAUGGGGUAUAGAAAAACUUAGAAAAGAGCAGGACAGUGACCCUUAUAUAGCCAAGUUAAAGCAACUUAAAGCUGUUAGGUCUACAAAGCAAAAACGGGACGAAAUGAAUGGGUUAGCAUAUGAAAUACGGGUGUACUGCCAAAGGUGGGACCACAUUUCCCUGCUAGAGAAUGGGUUAUUGUAUGUACAGGACAGUGGGUCAGACGGCAAUACCCAUGACAGAGUACUUGCUCCAGUGAGUUUUCGAAAACAGAUUCUGUAUGAGUUCCAUGAUAGUCAGACUGCAGGACAUUUGGGAUGGGAUAAAACCCUGUCUCAGAUAAAGAGAAGGUAUUAUUGGCCUGGCUUGUCUGAUGACGUUGGGAGAUGGUGCAGGAAAUGUGAUAUGUGUGCACGACGUAAACCUGGUCCUGGUAUGGGAAAGACUCCUUUACAUCCCACCUUAGCUCAAGUGUCCCGUCCUUUAGACAGGAUUUCUAUUGAUAUACUAAGUGGUAUACCUGUUACUGCUAAUGGCCAUUCUUGUAUAAUGGUAGUGUGCGACUACUUUUCUAAAUGGGUCGAGGCCCAUGGCUUACCUAAUCAUACAGCUGUAACGAUAGCCGACAAACUGUGUUCUGAGUUUAUCAGUAGAUUCGGGGUUCCAUUUCAAAUUUUAUCGGACCGUGGAGCUGAGUUCGAGUGA